CACACAGCCAAGAUGGCGGACGAAAAUAGCACGGAUGCGCACGAUGAGAAAGAAAUAACUCUGAAGAAGAGACAUGUUAAAGAAACGACAGAAGACGUGCAACCCGUGACAAAACCCAAGGACUCGAAGCUUACCCUUUACCAUUGGACACAGUCCUUCAAUUCGCAAAAGGUGAGACUGGCAAUCGCAGAAAAAGGUUUGGCAUGUGAAGAAUAUGACGUUAGCCUUCCACUCAGCGAGCAUAACGAGCCAUGGUUCAUGAAGCUGAACCCUGCCGGCGAGGUCCCCGUGUUGGUGCACGAUGACAACGUUAUCAGCGACCCGACCCAGAUACUGGACUAUCUAGAGCAAAACUUCAGAGAGGAGAGCACUCCCAAGCUGAUUCCAGAGGAGGGCAGUAUGUACUACCCCAGGGUGCAGCACUACAGGGAGCUGCUGGACUCCCUCAAGAUGGACGCCUACACCCACGGCUGCAUCCUCCACCCCGAGAUCACAGUGGACUCCCACAUCCCUGCCUAUGCCACCACCCGCAUCCGCUCUCAGAUAGGCAACACAGAGUCAGAGCUGAAGAAACUGGCAGCAGAGAAUCCUGAUCUCAAAGAUGCCUACAUUGCCAAACAGAGGCGCUUAAAGUCUAAGCUGUUUGAUCAUGACAACAUGAAGUACCUGAAGAAGCUGCUGGAUGAGCUGGAGAAUGUGAUGGACCAGGUGGAGACGGAGCUGCAGAGGAGGGUGGAGGAGACGCCAGAGGAAGGCAGCCAGAUGUGGCUGUGUGGGGACUUCUUCAGCAUGGCCGACGUGUCUCUCGCCGUCACCCUGCACCGCCUCAAGUUCCUGGGUCUCUCUCGCCGUUACUGGGGCAACGGCAGCCGGGUCAACCUGGAGACCUACUACGAGCGUGUCCUGGACCGGCCCGCCUUCCGGAGAGUUCUGGGCCACGUCAACAAUAUUCUGAUCUCCGCCGUCCUGCCGACGGCAUUCCGGGUGGCCAGGAAGAGAGCGCCCUCCUUUGUGGGCACAGCGCUGGUGAUUGGCAUCCUAGGCGGGGCCAGUUACCUGGCCUUCCUUUACUUCAAGAGGAGACUGACCACUCUGAGUUGAAAUUGCACUGCUACUUCAUUCUAACUGUCCUUCAGAGUUCAGACACUAGCCACGUUUACAUGGACAGUUUUUUUGUCAUUCCGAUUAAACUAUUCCGAUUGAAAAUGUUGUGCCGUCUGUUUACAUGAGGUACAUUCUAUUCCGAUCAGGUGCUUUUCAAGCGCUUUAAAAUCUUUGAUCGGAAUAGCCGUUGUUGCCUACUUUUCAUUGGGAAGAUAUAGCAGUCAAUCCGAAUGACUGUAUAUGGGUGUUAAUUCGGAAUAGGCACGGACUACAUCACCUCUUCCAUUCCGAUUGAAAUUCUGAUCGGAUCAGGAAUUUUCAUUCUGAUUGAUGUUUAUAUGACGAUUUGUAUUCCGAUUGAGCUGUUAUUCCGUUUCUAAUCAAAAUAGAAGUGUCCAUGUAAACGGAGCUACUGUCCUUGCCCUUUUGUUUUCUGCCAAAUUCCAAAUGCAUAGCCAUGUUAGUAGUUGCACAAGAAGCACUUUUAAUUACCCUGUCCUUAUGCCUACUGAAAGCAAUUUGAGUCUUGAUGAAAUUCAGAGACGUGCUGUCACUGCGGUGUGCGUUUGGGUCAGAAAGUCAUUAUUUGUGUGUACUGUAUGUGUGUGCGUUUCACUAUGCGUCAUAUUUUAAGGAUUCUUCAUGGCCAAUGCUUCAAUACUACUGUGCAAGACAAUGUUAUGGUCAUUUGCAUGUCAAGAGAUACAAAAAAUAGGACUUGAUUCCUUAAUUCCUGACAAGAUUACAAAACUGGGGGAAAAUGUGAAGGAAUGGUUUCCUUCCCUUUUCCUUAGGCCUUUACAAGUGGCAGCAUUUGACACUGUGGUAUCCUAGUGCAGGUUUUUGAGUGGUUUUUGAUAAGGAACUACCAAAUCCUAUCACUGUGUAAUUUCAUAUGAGAGGGUAUUCUCGUAGUUUGUCUCGUAGUGCAAUUCAUUUCAGUAUGUAUCACCUGGUGUUGUCUGUUGUUCAUAGUACUGCCUUUAGUGUAGGAAGUCCUUAUUGUUUAUGCUCUGAAUGUACAUAGUAUAUGCAGUAAAUUACUACUCUCUAAACAAUGGAUCCUACAUCACAUUAAAGUUUAUUUGCAAA
Sardina pilchardus (European sardine) is the source of this 2196-nucleotide messenger RNA. RefSeq names its product ganglioside induced differentiation associated protein 1 (gene gdap1). The coding region runs from base 13 to 1101 and encodes 362 amino acids. The record is from RefSeq and is a predicted model, not a curated record. Gene Ontology annotation, biological process: mitochondrial fusion; mitochondrial fission. Lineage: Eukaryota; Metazoa; Chordata; Actinopteri; Clupeiformes; Clupeidae. Gene Ontology annotation, cellular component: mitochondrial outer membrane. The transcript is spliced from 6 exons.